Ostrinia nubilalis (European corn borer) is the source of this 4843-nucleotide messenger RNA. It is a transcript of the gene Ctr9, whose product is annotated as RNA polymerase-associated protein CTR9 homolog. Gene Ontology annotation, cellular component: Cdc73/Paf1 complex. Bases 1 to 3618 code for a protein of 1205 amino acids. Gene Ontology annotation, molecular function: RNA polymerase II complex binding. The transcript has 20 exons. The record is from RefSeq and is a predicted model, not a curated record. NCBI's taxonomy places the organism in Eukaryota, Metazoa, Arthropoda, Insecta, Lepidoptera, Crambidae. Gene Ontology annotation, biological process: transcription elongation by RNA polymerase II; regulation of DNA-templated transcription.
AUGUCAAUUAAUAAGUGCAAAACAAAGCGCGUCAAGAUGUCUCUUGAAAUACCCUUGCGGAACUCUGAUGAGGUUAUCGAGCUCCAUCCAGAACAGUUACCAUCUGGAGAUGAAGUCCUCAGUAUUUUACAAAAGGAACGGGCGCAGUUGAAUGUUUGGAUAAACUUUGCUGUAGCCUACUACAAACAGAAGAAGAUAGAAGAUUUUCUCAAGAUAUUGGAAGCAUCCCGAGUGGAUGCUAAUAUUGACUACAGAGAUGAGCGUGACCAGAUGCGGGCUCUCGACAUGUUGGCCGCGUACUACGUGCAGGAGGCCAACAAGGAGAAGUCGAAGGACAAAAAGAAAGAGUUGUUCACGAAAGCGACUCUAUUGUACACCAUGGCAGACAAAAUCAUCAUGUAUGACCAAAACCAUCUUCUCGGAAGAGCUUACUUCUGUCUGCUUGAAGGGGAUAAAAUGGAGCAGGCAGAUGCCCAGUUCAAUUUCGUGCUCAAUCAGUCCCCAAACAAUGUCCCUUCAUUGCUGGGCAAAGCUUGCAUUGCCUUCAAUCGUAAGGACUACAGAGGCGCCUUGGCGUUUUACAAAAAGGCUUUGCGGACAAACCCGGAUAGUCCAGCAGCCUUACGUUUAGGCAUGGGGCACUGUUUUAUGAAGCUCAAUAACCAAGAGAAAGCCAGAAUGGCUUUCGAAAGAGCCUUGCAAUUGGACCCACAGUGUGUGGGUGCCUUGGUCGGACUUUCCAUCCUCAAACUGAACCUACAAGAGAGUGAAUCAAACAAAAUAGCAGUUAUCAUGUUGUCAAAAGCGUAUGCCAUUGAUCCAAAAAACCCCAUGGUUUUAAACCAUUUGGCCAAUCACUUCUUUUUCAAAAAGGAUUACAGCAAGGUGCAACAUUUGGCCCUGCAUGCUUUCCACAACACGGAGAACGAAGCGAUGCGUGCAGAAAGCUGUCACCACCUCGCGAGAGCGUUCCACGCGCAGGGAGACUGCGACCAAGCCUUCCAGUACUACUACCAAGCCACACAAUUUGCACCGCCUAACUUUGUGCUCCCACAUUAUGGUCUCGGCCAGAUGUAUAUUUAUAGAGGAGACACAGAAAAUGCGGCCCAGUGUUUCGAGAAGGUGUUAAAAGCCCAGCCAGGAAACUACGAAACCAUGAAGAUCCUGGGGUCUCUGUACGCGAAUUCGACGUCGCAAUCCAAGCGCGACAUCGCGCGGCAGCACCUCAAGAAAGUCACGGAACAGUUUCCUGACGAUGUCGAGGCAUGGAUCGAGCUCGCGCAGAUAUUGGAGCAGAAUGAUUUGCAGGGUUCUCUCAAUGCAUACAGUACAGCGAUGAAAAUCCUCAAAGAGAAAGUCAAUGCUGACAUCCCUGCGGAGAUCUUAAACAACGUGGCAGCUCUCCACUAUAGACUAGGAAACUUGAAUGAAGCAAAAACUUAUCUAGAAGAAGCUCUUGAAAGAGAAAAGGCAGACGCCGAGACACUAGACGCACAGUACUACAACUCGAUAGCGGUGACCACGAUGUACAACCUGGCGCGACUGAACGAGGCGCUGUGCAGUUACAACAAGGCUGAGAAACUGUACAAGGACAUAUUGAAGGAACAUCCGAAUUAUAUUGAUUGUUAUUUGAGGCUGGGCUGCAUGGCCCGCGAUAAGGGCCAGAUCUACGAGGCCUCCGACUGGUUCAAAGAAGCCCUGAAGGUGAACACGGAGCACCCGGACACGUGGUCGCUGCUGGGCAACUUGCACCUGGCGCAGCAGGAGUGGGGCCCGGGCCAGAAGAAGUUCGAGCGCAUCCUGCAGAACGCGCCCACCUCCAACGACGCCUACUCGCUUAUUGCGCUCGGAAAUGUAUGGCUGCAAACCUUACACCAACCGUGCCGGGAAAAAGACAGGGAGAAGAGGCACCAGGAGCGAGCGUUAGCCAUGUACAUGCAAGUGCUCAAGAACGACCCCAAGAACAUCUGGGCUGCUAACGGCAUCGGCUGUGUGCUUGCGCAUAAAGGUUGCGUGAACGAAGCUCGCGACAUAUUCGCGCAAGUCCGCGAGGCUACAGCCGAUUUCCCGGACGUCUGGAUGAAUAUCGCCCAUAUAUACGUCGAACAGAAACAGUACAUCAACGCUAUACAGAUGUACGAGAACUGUAUUCGCAAGUUCCGUAUGCACCACGACGUGGAAUGGUUAACAUGGGUAGCGCGCGCUCACGGUCUAGCGGGCAGACCAGGCGCCGCACGCGCCGCGCUAUUACGCGCUAGACGAGUAGCGCCGCACGACCACGCGCUAUUGUACAAUACUGCGCUAACGCUGAGAAGAUUGGCGGCUCAUGUGCUCAAGGAUGAACGCUCUGAGCUCAAUAGGGUUCUACGAGCCGUCCACGAGCUUCAAGUGUCACACGAGUACUUCCAACGCCUGGCCUCGGCCGAAGGCGGCGAGGGCGCGGAACGAGCGCGUUACGAGCCGGGCGCGGCGGCGGGCGAGGCGCGCACGUGCGCCGACCUGCUCUCGCAGGCGCAGUGGCACGUGGCGCGCGCGCGCCGCCAGCACGACGAGGAGCUCACGCUGCGCGACCGCCAGCGCGAGCAGAGGGAGGCCUUCCGCAGGCAACAGGAAGAAGAACGCAAACGCCGCGAGGAGGAACAAGCCAAGAGCACCGUGGAGAUGCUUCAGAAACGUCAAGAAUACAAAGAGAAGACCAAGAACGCGCUACUAUUCGCCGACAUGCCGCCUGAAGGCAAGCCUAAAGGACGCCGCCGCCGCGACGAAUAUGUCUCCGACUCCGGCAGUGCCAGUCCCGGACCAAGGGAAGAAGGCCGCGAACCCAAACAGAAAGGCCGGAAGAAGCGCGAGGGCGGCGAAGCGCGCAAGAAAGGCACCAAGAAACGCCGCGAGCGCGCCGGCUCAGGCAGCGACAGCGACCCGCCUCGUAAGCGCGGACGCAAGAAGGGCGAAAAAGGCAUCGGCCGCCGCGAAAAGGCGAAAGCGGCUGACGAGAAGCUCAGCGCGAAACAACGUGCGAAAAUCGUCUCCAAGGAGACCAUAUCUACCUCGGAGUCCGAAGAAUCCGACGCGGGCCGUAAAUCGCGCAGCCGAAGCCGUAGUCGUAGCCGCAGCCCGUCCAGAUCUCGGUCAAAGAGCAGAUCUAAAUCCAAAUCUCGCAGUCGAUCGAGAUCCAAGAGUCGUUCAAGAUCUAAAAGUCGGUCGCGUUCUAAGAGCCGAUCACGUUCCAAGAGCCGCUCCAGAUCUAAGAGCCGCUCCCGGUCGAAAAGCCGAUCCAGGUCGAAAAGCCGAUCCAGGUCGAAGAGCCGCUCAAGGUCGAAGAGCCGUUCCAGAUCUAAGAGCCGCUCGAGGUCGAAGAGCCGUUCCAGGUCAAAGAGCCGUUCUAGGUCGAAGAGUCGGUCGAGUUCGAAGAGCCGUUCGAGGUCGCGAUCCAGGUCCAAAAGCAAGUCCCGCUCGCGGUCGCGGUCGAAGAGCAAGUCUCGUUCGCGUUCGCGGUCGAAGAGCGGCUCGCGGUCUCGUUCGGGCUCGCGCUCGCGAUCACGUUCGGGUUCGCGCCACUCGCGACCCGACACGCCCGUAUCGAGAAAGUCUGUCUCGGCCAGCGAAGACGAGGCGUAAGCCAAAUAACACCUUAUCUCGCCACCACAAUGAUAAAAAUCCCGUGAUUGAAGUGACCCGUAGAAAUUGGGAGAAUUUAAGGCAAAUGAUAUCUUGGCACCACAAGGAUAUAAUUCGUGGUCCGUACAAUUUGCAAGAAAAACCACGUUAGUGGUAUGUAAAUAUUUUCCAUUACCUGUGCGGUAUGCAGUCUUUUAUUUGAAAGUGAUUUUGUUCUUUUUGUGUUACACUUAAACUUGGUCUGGAGCUUAUUUUGUUAAGGGUCUGAGAUUAAGCGCAGAGUUGAGUAGCUGUCAAGUGAAUUAGGAUUCGUGUCAAUAUUCAUGAUAUAAUAACGCAUUCGCUAACUUACGCGUAACUUUAACCUCGUACUGAGACAAUAGUAUUAAUUUCUUUCUUGUAUUUUUGAUUCUAAUUUAAUCCCUUUUCUUAUUGUUACGUGUACCGUCAAAUAAUUUGUCUACCUCUAAUGUCAGUUCCAACUGUUCUUGCAGCCAUACUUAUCUUACUUGUGUACUUGAAUUUUGCACUUUAUGCUUACAGUAUUAGGAUCUAAUUUUCUAGAUGCUACUCGACUGCUCUAAGUCUUAACCCUUAGGUUAGUAGGACUUGUACACAUCUUUAUUUAUAGAAAAUAAACCAAUCAAACGCCAUUCUUAGACAAUAAUUAUGAACUUUAUAAAUAUCGCUUGUACAGUCGACUGCACGUCAGACUUUACAUGUUUGUUGCAAAACAGCACUUUUAACAAUGUCAUAAGAUACCACAAUGAUUAGCUUGACGUGCUCCGUACUCCAAUUAUCAAUUAACAUGGCCGCUCCAAUAAUAUAGAUAUCGGAAUAUCUAAUAAAUAAUUUUUAUAUCACAUUUUGUAACAUUUGUAUCGACAUUUAGUAUACAAGUAACUCUGAUUGACUCUUUAAAAUUCUGACUCACUUCACUUCCAUUUUACUCGACUUCCAUAUAAUUAUCAGUAUAUUUAUUGUACAAGAUCACUUAUUACUAUGAAUUUGAUUAUCUCAGUCAGUAUCCAUGAUAGAAAAGUAUUAAAAACUACAAAGUGUACAAGAUUGGAACAUGUUUCGACUUCAUUUCGGCUUUUACCAUUCUCACUCUGUACUCUAAGCAUUUGUUUUAUAUCUUUAUUUGGACUGACUACCUGUACCUAUUAUGAAAAAAUUAAAAAAAAUAGAAAAAAUAACAUUUUGUUUUCAUUUCCAUAGACUA